Pistacia vera is the source of this 1895-nucleotide messenger RNA. Its product is annotated as cyclin-dependent kinase F-4. Lineage: Eukaryota; Viridiplantae; Streptophyta; Magnoliopsida; Sapindales; Anacardiaceae. Gene Ontology annotation, cellular component: nucleus; cytoplasm. The record is from RefSeq and is a predicted model, not a curated record. Gene Ontology annotation, biological process: intracellular signal transduction; protein phosphorylation. The transcript is spliced from 16 exons. Gene Ontology annotation, molecular function: protein serine/threonine kinase activity; ATP binding. Bases 274 to 1647 code for a protein of 457 amino acids.
UUCCUUCAAUCUGUUGCUUGGUACUGUUGUGAAGCUGUGAAUUUAGAAGAAAAUAAGGCUGCAAUGCUUCUCCAUCAGAAAAAUUCUGGUUUUGUUCUUUUUCAUUUUGCUACAGAAAAUUAAUGGUGGAUUCAGCGGGACCAGAAAGGCUUUUUUUCAUAACUUUAUAGUUUUUACUAGAAAUCAGUUUGUGACAAUAAAUGUCAUAUAUCUGCGUGGGUUCUUAUACUUCUCUUGAAUAAAGAAAGAGCUGCUUUGUGUUCUACAAGAAGAAUGGAGAGGUACAAGUUAAUCAAGGAAGUAGGUGAUGGAACAUUUGGGAGUGUCUGGCGAGCUAUUAAUAAGCAGUCUGGUGAAGUUGUUGCUAUUAAAAAAAUGAAGAAGAAAUAUUAUUCAUGGGAUGAGUGCAUAAAUCUUAGAGAAGUUAAGUCAUUGCGAAAAAUGAAUCAUCCAAAUAUUGUGAAGCUUAAGGAAGUUAUCAGAGAAAAUGACAUCUUGUACUUCGUGUUUGAAUACAUGGAAUGCAACCUUUACCAACUUAUGAAAGAUAGAGAAAAGCUUUUCUCUGAAACUGAAAUCAGAAAUUGGUGUUUCCAAGUUUUUCAAGGCCUGGCUUAUAUGCACCAGCGGGGAUAUUUUCAUCGUGACCUUAAACCCGAGAACUUGCUUGUUUCAAAAGACAUAAUCAAAAUUGCUGAUUUCGGUCUUGCACGGGAGAUCAAUUCACGUCCACCAUAUACGGAGUAUGUCUCAACACGGUGGUAUCGAGCCCCUGAAGUGCUGCUUCAGUCGUACCUGUAUAGUUCUAAAGUUGACAUGUGGGCUAUGGGUGCUAUCAUGGCUGAGUUGAUCAUGCUCCGUCCUCUCUUUCCGGGUACUAGUGAAGCCGAUGAAAUCUACAAAAUAUGCAGUGUAAUAGGAACUCCAACUAAGGAUUCUUGGGCUGAUGGACUGCUACUUGCAAGGGGAAUAAACUAUCAAUUCCCACAGUUAGCUGGUGUCCAUCUCUCUACAUUAAUACCAUCAGCGAAUGAAGAUGCCCUUAGUCUGAUUAAGUUGCUUUGUUCUUGGGAUCCCUGCAAGAGGCCUACUGCUACAGAGGCCUUGCAACACCCAUUCUUCCAGAGCUGCUUUUAUGUUCCACCAUCUCUUCGCUCCAGAGCAGCUGUCACGAGAACGCCUCCAUCUUCUGGAACAAGGGGAGCAUUGGAACAGCAAGGUGCUAGGAGGUAUUCUGGGGCAAUAUCUAAUUCGAAGCUUGUUAGCAAUUUUUCUUCUCCAAAGUUAAAUGCUCCUAUGAUUACAGGUGUGCAACGCAAGCUGGAAAUGGUUAAUCAGAAUCAGGCUGCUACUAGGAAUGAUAAAUACACGAGUCCCAUUCGCAAGCAACCAAAAUAUCGCCCAGCCGGGAGGAAGAGUCCAACCUCCAUAAACAAAGGUAGAAGUGCACGUGGAGUUUCAGAUACAGCUGAAAAGUUGGCAAACAUGACAGUAGGUAGCCGCAGGCAGUCUCUGGUGCAGCCGCUGAAGCCACCUCCUAUGAAGACUGGAGUGCACUGGAAUGCCGGAUCAGGAGGUGAUAUGUUUCUGAGAUCAACUCAACCGCUGCAAUCUGGCAGAACUUACACCAGGAAAGUUGCGGGCUAAAGGUGCAGGAAAGGUGGUGUUUUUGAGAGGGGGUUGAAUAAUGGGGAUUAUGUGGAAUGUGUUGAGUACUACUAGUACGAAUGAAUGAUAACCUGGGUGUUGUGGAUUUUAUGGUUUUGGGUUUUUAGUUCAAGUAAUAGCAGUAUAUAUACUAUACUAUUUGUUCCGUCGUUUACUCAGAUUUGUUAUGUUUCUUUCUACCUAAUUACAUAUAAUAUGAUAAAAGAGUGCUGUUGAUAUUUGUGUUC